Molecule: messenger RNA, 677 nt
Organism: Mus musculus (house mouse)
Lineage: Eukaryota; Metazoa; Chordata; Mammalia; Rodentia; Muridae
Product: predicted gene, 44126
Exons: 1
Coding region: 162-677 (171 amino acids)
Source: RefSeq, a predicted model, not a curated record
AAGGCUUCUGGUUGCUAGGAGAAGUUUUAGAUCUGGGUGGCUUGGUAGAUUUGAUUGGUUUCAGCAAGGAAGGAAGAAUUAACUUCAAGUGUGGUCUGUAUUGAAGAAGAUGAUUAUUCAAGAAAAAGACCCCUUACACUGUUUGGGGCAACUUUGUUAACAUGAGCUUUCUGCUCAACAGGUCUAUCCAGGAAAAUGGAGAACUAAAGAUCGAAAGCAAGAUUGAAGAGAUUGUUGAACCAUUAAGAGAGAAAAUCAGAGAUUUGGAAAAAAGUUUUACCCAGAAAUACCCGCCUGUAAAGUUUUUAUCAGAAAAGGACCGGAAAAGGAUUUUGAUCACUGGAGGUGCAGGCUUUGUGGGCUCCCAUCUAACUGACAAACUCAUGAUGGAUGGCCAUGAGGUGACCGUGGUGGACAACUUCUUCACAGGCAGGAAGAGAAAUGUGGAACACUGGAUUGGCCAUGAGAACUUCGAGCUGAUUAACCAUGAUGUGGUCGAGCCGCUCUACAUAGAAGUUGACCAGAUAUAUCAUCUGGCAUCUCCAGCCUCCCCACCAAACUACAUGUACAACCCCAUCAAGACACUGAAGACUAAUACAAUUGGAACACUAAACAUGUUGGGAUUGGCAAAGCGCGUGGGUGCCCGUCUGCUCUUGGCCUCCACUUCCGAGGUAUAA